AUGGCUCUCAGACUGGCUGAUAGAAGUCAACGGCGACAAAAGCACUGCCACCAUUUUCACGAGAAAACGCAAGCACCAUCCCCGACGGCAACUCCAAAUCUUCGGCCAAGGCAUCCCAUGGUCAAACUCAUCCAAAUAGGUAAACACAGCUGCAAUAAAUUUAUAUAUUUUUUAGAACCUACAAGUGUGGAUAACGAAAACCAAAUCCCGGUCGAAGAAUUGCCAACGCCUGCAGUAAAUCAAAUCAAUGACGAGUUAUUAAUCUCUUUGGUAUAUGCACGUAAACCGUUGUGGGAUUUCAGAACUCCCGUGCAGGAAAGGCAUGGUCUCAAACUAAAAAAGUUGUGGGAAGAAGUUGCAGUACUAUUGGGAGGCCAGUUAAUUGAUGCAGUAAAAAAAAGGUGGAGGCAGCUGAGGGACGAUUUCAUGAGGGCCAGAAAAAAGCACAAAACAUAUGUUCCAAGUGGUUCUGGAGCAGAUCAUUUACCCCCACAGCCUACCUUUAAAUACUAUGAAUUGAUGAGAUUCCUAGAUGAUACUGAAAAUAUGACAACUAUUUCAAAUGUAAGCUUGGGACCAUCAACAUCUAAUAGUGGUGCUGAAAUCAUCCCAUCCGGAUCACCAUCACCAAGCCUGUCCUCACACUCUGUCGGAAAUAAAAAAAAGAGAGUAUCUGAAGCUCGAUCUGAAGGAUAUGAAACUGAAAUCCAGAAGGAAAUAUUAAAAGUAAUGCAAGCUCCAGAAAGUAAACCAGAUGGAGUGGAUGGGUUUUUAGUUUUGCUUGGGGAAGGUCUUAGGAGAUUACCAUUAAGAAAUAGAAAUAAACUACAAAUAAGAUUCCUUCAAUUAUUGGAAGGGGAAGAAAGUAUUUUGAAUAAUGAAUAA
Photinus pyralis (common eastern firefly) is the source of this 885-nucleotide messenger RNA. RefSeq lists its product as uncharacterized. The transcript has 5 exons. Gene Ontology annotation, biological process: regulation of transcription by RNA polymerase II. The coding region runs from base 1 to 885 and encodes 294 amino acids. The record is from RefSeq and is a predicted model, not a curated record. Lineage: Eukaryota; Metazoa; Arthropoda; Insecta; Coleoptera; Lampyridae. Gene Ontology annotation, cellular component: transcription regulator complex; nucleus.